GUUAUCUGCUGCACGGAAGCAGUAGACACACACACACACACACGCAUUUCUCAUCUGCAAUUUUUGCCCGGCCUGCGCGUUACACGUUUCGUACGUGAUACAUUCCGGUCAUCCCCCAGCACGUCCGACGAAGCUGAGAUCGAUGCGGCCCCACGCGGGCGCCGCGGGGAGCAUGGCGUCCAUGGAGUGGGAGCCCAAGGCGCUCUCCCUCCACGAGCUCAAGUACGCCAGGGAGGCGGCGCUGUAUGUCCUGAGAACGCACUCGUCGGAGGACGCCGUCCGGAUCUUCACCGAGGGUCUCAAGCCGGUGCUGGGCGUCAGGAAGGACUCCAUGACCGACUCCGACGAGGAGGACGACCAGGGCGACGAAGAUUAUGACAUGUUCAAUCCCUACGCGUUUCUUGACGAUGAUAGCAUUUGCUGCCACCGCCAGUAUGGCCGCACCGCCGCAGAACGAGAUGUUGCUACCGCGCCCUUCUAAUUUGCUCAACACCACCUAUUGAUAGUUUUUUUUUCAUAAUAUUCUUACAAUUUUUUGAUAGAAGUGGUGAAGGCAUUUUUAUACAGCUUCGGAAAGACAUGUAAUGUAGAACUACGAAGAUUUUAGAGAUCCAGGCACAGCGAUUUCUUGACCGAGUUGUAAUCAAAACAGUGUUCUUUAUUGAUGACUAGUACAAAUGCCCGUGCGUUGCACCGGGUGAAAAAAAGA
This is a messenger RNA of Hordeum vulgare subsp. vulgare (domesticated barley), 709 nucleotides long. RefSeq lists its product as uncharacterized. Lineage: Eukaryota; Viridiplantae; Streptophyta; Magnoliopsida; Poales; Poaceae. The transcript is spliced from 3 exons. Bases 143 to 481 code for a protein of 112 amino acids. The record is from RefSeq and is a predicted model, not a curated record.